Chroicocephalus ridibundus (black-headed gull) is the source of this 995-nucleotide messenger RNA. RefSeq names its product microsomal glutathione S-transferase 1 (gene MGST1). The record is from RefSeq and is a predicted model, not a curated record. Gene Ontology annotation, molecular function: glutathione transferase activity. The transcript is spliced from 4 exons. Bases 151 to 633 code for a protein of 160 amino acids. Lineage: Eukaryota; Metazoa; Chordata; Aves; Charadriiformes; Laridae. Gene Ontology annotation, cellular component: membrane; mitochondrion.
AGGCGGGGAGGCGAGGCGAGGCGAGGCGAGGCGGGGCCGGGCCGGGCCAGGCCGGGCCCCGGGGCGGGCGGAGGCGCAGCGGCCGGCUGGGAGCAGCGGGGUUCGGCCGCGGUGUGGGCGCUCUGCGAGGCGACGCGGGCGAGGUCAUCAAUGAGAAGUGGAGAAAUGGCUAAACUGACCCAGUUAAUUGACAAUGAAGUCUUCCGGGCUUACGCUACUUAUGCAACUAUUGUUCUUCUAAAAAUGAUGCUAAUGAGUCUUAUAACAGCAUACUUCAGAAUGUCAAGAAAGGCAUUUGUCAACCCAGAAGAUACAGCAUCAUUUGGUAAAGGCGAGAGCGCUAAAAAAUAUCUGCGGACUGAUCCAAGUGUAGAACGUGUACGCAGAGGCCACCUCAAUGACCUUGAAAAUAUUGUCCCGUUUCUUGGCAUUGGACUGCUGUAUGCUCUUAGUGGUCCUGAGCUGUCUACAGCCUUGCUGCAUUUCAGGAUCUUCACUGGGGCUAGGAUCGCUCACACUUUUGCGUACUUGAUCCCUCUUCCCCAGCCUGCCAGAGGUUUGUCUUGGGCAGUUGCGUAUGCAGUGACCAUCUCGAUGGCGUACAAAGUGCUGAAGACGGCGUUGUACCUGUAGCAAGAGUCAUAACUUCUGCAUACCAUUUGACAUUCCACGCGAAUUUUCCAGCAGGGUAUGUUGAUGUCUUGAAUGAGCCAGCAUGAGUUUUCUGGGGUGACUGGAAUUCAUUUUUUAACAAAGGCUUUUCAUUCCUGUUCAGAAAUAUUUCCUUUUGGAGGAAAAAAAUCCUUCUCCCUGUAUUCCCUAUUCAUGGGCUGUAUUGCCAAAAUGUUAGAUUGAAUGUUCCCUUUGCGAAUUGUCAAGUGCUUAUGAUUCUAAACAUGCGAUGAUGCUGUAUUGAUAGCAAGUGUGGUAAUUUUCUACAGAUGCACUAUUUUUGGCUGUAGCUCUGAAGUCUAAAUCAAUAAAGACAAGAGGAA